This is a messenger RNA of Juglans microcarpa x Juglans regia, 3838 nucleotides long. Its product is annotated as squamosa promoter-binding-like protein 1. The record is from RefSeq and is a predicted model, not a curated record. Bases 587 to 3688 code for a protein of 1033 amino acids. NCBI's taxonomy places the organism in Eukaryota, Viridiplantae, Streptophyta, Magnoliopsida, Fagales, Juglandaceae. Gene Ontology annotation, molecular function: DNA binding. Gene Ontology annotation, cellular component: nucleus. The transcript has 10 exons.
GAAACAGCAUUUACAUCACACUCUUUCCUAACCUUUUCCUAAUUUUCCUCCUCUGCUAUAUUCUCUCUCCUGUGAUCUACGCAGUUGAUCACCUGUGGAGUUUCCAGAAUGCAAUCUAUGGGCAGGUUUUGUUUUGUUUUCAUUCACGCGUUUGUACUGUUGAAGUUGUUGAGUCGUACUUGUUUUUUCUGAGUUUCUCUCCUGAUGUGUAAUUUGAGAAAUUCUUUUCUCUGGUGAAUAAAAUUUGAGAAAUUUAUUGGUUAUGGAAUCGUUGCUUUGUGAAUAUGGUGGCUUUGAUUAUGGUCUUGAGGGAAUGAGUGGGUAGUUGCGGGGCUUUCGGCAUGUGGGCAACUCUUGCUUUGAUCAAUGAAUGCGUUGUACCGUUUUGGAGUUCUUGGCGUGUAAAUGGAAAGACUUUGGCUGGGUUUAACUUUUGUGGGGAUUCAAAUUUUCUAAUUUCUUGUUGGAUUCCAACAUUACUCUCUCUGCUACUUGGAUUCUUGUUUAAUUGAGUAGCUGCGUUUGGCCGAAUUGGAAUCUGGGUGUUUUGACCUAUUGCUUCUGGUUUUUUUGGAAGUCUUGAUAAAUGGAGGCUAAAUGUAGAGGCAAAGCUCAUGAAUUAUAUGGUCCGGCGGUUCCAGAUUUGAAGGGAGUUGGGAAUAAGAGUUUGGAAUGGGAUUUGAAUGACUGGAAAUGGGAUGGAGAUCUCUUCAGAGCAACUCCAUUGAACUCUCAACGAUCAGAUUGUCAGAGUAGGCAGUUAUUUCCAGUUGAACCAGAAAUUCCAGAAAAUGCUGGUCUGUCCAACAGUUCAUCUUUUGGCUCAGAUGAGAUCAAUCUAUUGGAUUAUGGGGGCAAGAGGGAAUUGGAGAAGCGGAGGAGGGCAGUGGCCGUUGAAGAUGAAGAAUUGAAUGGUGAAAUUGGGUCUCUUAACUUAAAGCUCGGUGGGAAAGUUUACCCUAUCAUGGAAGGGGAGUUGAAGAGAGGGAAGAAGACAAAGGUUGUUGGGACUAUGGCGAACCUUGCGGUUUGUCAGGUAGAGGACUGCAAGGCUGAUCUCAGCAAUGCAAAGGAUUACCACCGACGACAUAAGGUUUGUGAAAUGCAUUCCAAGGCCAGCAAAGCACUGGUGGGAAAGGUUAUGCAGCGGUUCUGUCAGCAGUGUAGCAGGUUUCAUGUUCUUCAACAGUUCGAUGAUGGAAGGAGAAGUUGUCGCAGACGUUUAGAUGGCCAUAAUAGGAGGAGGAGGAAAACACAUCCUGACACUCUGGUUAACGGAGGCUCUCUGAAUGCUGAAAGAGGUAGCAGUUAUAUACUAAUAAGUCUGCUAAGAAUUCUCUCCAACAUCCAUUCAAAUAGCUCAGAUCAAACAAAGGACCAGGAUCUGCUAUCUCAUCUGUUGAUGAACCUAGCCAAUACAGUUGAUGGAAGGAACAUAUCUGCAUUACUCGAGGGAUCUCAAGGUUUGCUGAAUGCUGGGACAUCUACUGGGGCCUCACAAAAGGUGCCUGAUGUUAUUCCAAAUGGCUCUGAACACUCUAGGCCUUAUAGUUCCGCCUCUAAGAUGGAUGAUUGUGUCAACGUUCAAGACCAUUGUAUUCCUGUGGGACAAUCCAUGACAGCGUUUGCAUCUGUUAUGGCACAGAAAAGAAUAUGUUCAGAUGAUGCUGAGGGUGGACAUCUAAAAGCUCUAUCAGGUGCACAGGGCACAAAUCUGCCUCCAUCAAGGGAUGGGCUUCCAUCCAAAUCAAUUAUAUCAGAGACGAAAGUUGGGGAGGUCAAAUUAAAUAAGAUUGAUUUGAAUAAUGUAUACGAUGAUUCAGAAGACUAUAUUGAGCAAGUAGGGAGGUCUCGUGCACCUGAAAACUCAGGGACUGGGUUUAUUGGCCUUCCAUUAUGGCUACAGAAAGACCCUCAUAAGUCUACCUCACCUCAGCCAAGUGGCAACUUGGAUUCAACUUCCUCACAGUCACCAUCUAGUUCCAGUGGAGAGGUUCAGGGUCGCACUGAUCGAAUAGUUUUCAAACUCUUUGGAAAAGAUCCAAACGAUUUACCUCUUGUUCUCCGAACACAGAUCCUCGACUGGUUAUCCCAUAGUCCUACAGAUAUAGAGAGCUAUAUAAGGCCAGGCUGUAUCAUAUUAACGACAUACCUCCGUCUAGAAAAAUCCAUGUGGGAGGAGUUUUGUCGUGACCUGGGAUCCUAUCUGAGAAGGCUACUUGAUUCAUCCAAUAAUUCUUUCUGGAGAACAGGAUGGGUAUAUAUUAGGGUGCAACAUUGUGUGGCAUUUAUGUAUAAUGGUCAGAUUGUCUUAGACACACCCUUACCUUUGAAAAGCAAUAAAAAUUGCAGGAUUUCAAGCAUUAAGCCAAUUGCUGUUUCCUUAUCUGAGAGUGUUCAGUUUAUCGUAAAAGGCUUUAACCUUUCUCGGCCCACUGCUAGGUUACUCUGUGCUCAAGAAGGGAAGUAUCUGGUCCAGGAAACUUGUUACGACUUGAUGGACGGCGCUGAUGCAGCCAUUAGGCAUGAUGAACUCCAAUGCCUCAGCUUCCCCUGCUCUAUUCCAAAUGUUAUUGGGAGAGGGUUCAUUGAGGUUGAAGAUCAUGGUCUCAGCAGCAGCUUCUUUCCAUUUAUAGUUGUAGAGAAAGAAGUCUGUUCUGAGAUCUGUAUGCUUGAGCACACAAUUGACGUGGCUGAAACUGUUGAUGACAUUCAGAGAAUGCCUGAACUGCUGGAAGCCAAAACUCAAGCCCUGGACUUCAUACAUGAAAUAGGUUGGCUGCUUCAUAGAAGUCAUGCAAAAUUUAGAUUAGGUGACAUGGAUCCAAACCAGAAUCUCUUUCCCUUCAAACGGUUCAAGUGGCUCAUGGCAUUCUCCAUGGACCAUGAUUGGUGUGCCGUAGUAAAGAAACUCCUGGACAUUCUUCUUGAGGGUGUAGUUGACACUGGAGACCACCCUUCCAUUGAGCUUGCAUUGUUGGAUUUGGGUCUCCUCCACAGAGCUGUCCGGAGAAACUGCAGGCCUAUGGUUGACCUCCUGUUAAGAUUUUUCCCAGAUAAAGUUUUGGAUAAAAGAGGAGCCCAGGAAAAGCAACAGGUUGAUAAUGCCUAUAGUGGCUUCUUAUUUAAACCUGAUACAGUAGGGCCUGCAGGACUUACUCCUCUUCAUGUCGCUGCCAGUAGAUCCGGCUCUGAGAACGUUUUGGAUGCCUUAACUGAUGAUCCUGGACUGGUUGGAAUUGAAGCAUGGAAAAGUGCUCGUGAUAGUACAGGUUUGACACCCAAUGAUUAUGCUUGCCUGCGAGGCCACUACUCCUACAUACAUCUUGUCCAAAAGAAAUUGAGCAAGAAAUCAGAAAGCAGGCAUGUGGCACUUGAUAUCGCUGGUGCUGUCCUAGACUUCAAUAACAAAAGGAAGCAAUCAGAUGGGCAUAAGUUGUCAAAAGUUGCCAGCCUGCAAAUUGAGAAGAUUGAAAUCGGAGCAACUUAUCGACAUUGCAAGAUAUGUGAGCAGAAGCUGUCUUAUGGCAGCAUGAGAAGAUCACUGGUAUACCAGCCGGCAAUGCUUUCAAUGGUGGCAAUUGCUGCCGUUUGCGUGUGUGUGGCUUUGCUCUUCAAAAGCUCACCUGAAGUUCUUUACGUGUUCCGGCCAUUCAGGUGGGAACGGUUGAAGUACGGGUCAAGCUAAGGUGCUUAUGUUUAGGGGGUGGGCUUAGAUAUCACCAGAGUAUACUGUAUGUAUAUGCAUGCAUUAGUGAUAAGCCAUUAUAUUAUAUUUACAUGGGGAAAAACUCAAAAGAGUGUUAAUCCAUUAUACAGAAAUGAAUUCACUGCUUCA